Molecule: messenger RNA, 1340 nt
Organism: Monosiga brevicollis MX1
Lineage: Eukaryota; Choanoflagellata; Craspedida; Salpingoecidae
Exons: 1
Coding region: 39-1340 (433 amino acids)
Biological process (GO): lipid metabolic process
Source: RefSeq, a predicted model, not a curated record
CAAAAUCUUCAUCGUGACCGUGAGGAUCAAGAAGAAAGAUGGCUACCAUGAUUGGUGUCGUUGCCGGCCUCAUCGGCGACGGGUUUGACUGGACCCUCCGCAAAGCUGCUGUCGCAAAGACCAUCAUCGCCCACCACCUGACCACGCUGCAGCCUGAAACAGAACUCUCCAAGAACCACCGCCAUCAAGAAGGGCGCGACUUUAUGAACGACAAUAACGCGGCUCAACUUAUCGAGGACCUCCCUGCUCACGCGGGAACGCCGACUCAUCGUUACUCAAACUCCAUGCCUUACCGUGCCAGAUGUGUCCGUGCCUGCAAUUACCUGGAAGCUGACCACGGUAAGCUUCAAAACCUUUCUGAUACUCUUGUCGUACCUCUCUUGAGGGAACUUUACUAUACCUUCUACGACCUUCGUGACUUCAAGCGUAUGGCAUGGGUGCACCACGCGGCCAGACCACACGAAUUAUCCGUCAGUUGGCCCACAAUACAAGAAGACCUGCAAUUUGGCUACCGCAUUGGCAAGAUUUUGAAAGGUAGUCAGAUGGCAUACAAAAUGGAUGCUGCAGUGGAAGACGCCGACUUGAUAAACACGAUCAACGAUCUCAGGCCACCAAAUGCAGCUCCUUUUACGGCGGACGAUUUGCGUAUAGUUGGCACCUUUGAGGACCAGUACGGUUGCAAGCGCGCACGGUGUUUUCUGGCCCACAACGAGGGAAAGUCUCCAAACCCCAAGUUGUAUCUCAUCUUUCAGGGGUCCCCCUCACCUUUUUGGCCCGGCAACUGGCCACUUUGGUGGCGCACUAAUUUUGACGCGGCCGUUGUUACCCUCUGCAAUUGCGAUGACGGCAUGCCAAUCAACGUACACAGCGGCUUUGCAGCUAUGCUAGAAGCUCUCUACAAUGACAUUAAAGAAUGCGUGUGCGAAAAGCUGGGUGACGAGCUUUUUAAGAAGGCAGAAUGGGCUGUCUUUGGUCAUAGUCUUGGAGGGGCUCUUGCCACGCUCUUUGUCACCCGUGCCGCCUACGAUGAGGGAUUUUCUUUCAAUUUGAUGACCGCCUUUCCCUUCUGCCCUGCAGCGCCUUUUUUUGAGCUUGAUGACGCCGCGUUGGCCACGUCUCUUGCUAACAAAAAGGUUCUUGUGACCAACAUCCUCGUCCAGGGUGACAUAGUAAGUAACGAGACUUACUUUCGCCUCGUUGGACCCAAGAACAUGGUCCAGACCAAGCCCUGGAGCUGGCUGCGACUGAACCCAGUGGCUGCUCACAGCUGUGAAGGUCGGGCCAUUGAGGACUACAAGACGAGUUGCAUGAACCCCGACUUUUGGGUCCAGAUGCCCUGA